GAGGUCAAGAGGGGGAGCCAGGCGGCUUCGAAAACAAUGGAAACCAAACAGCUCGGGAUUGCGCAGUUUCGUAGGAGAAGAAAGGAGAUCCCACCUCCCGGACUAGAAUGAGAAGAAGGUCUUCCUGGUGACGAGAGGCCACGAUGUCCCGGCCGGUGCCAGCUUGUGAAAUGUUUCCUCGAGAGACGUCUCCGGUCCAGUCCCGCCGAGGGAGUAGCCCCCCAGUGCCCCCCAACGUCCUGAGGACCACCACGGACUUCCCUAGGGCCGCCUCGCCAAGGAGGGAGAGCGACGCGCAAAGAGGAUAUGACACUGCUCGGGGAGCCUCCCCGCGACGGGGCAGUGAGACCCCGCAAGGUACGAACACGCCGAGAGCGUCGCAGGGAGCCUCUUCGCGGAGAGAGAGCGAGCUGCCGCAAAGGAGAGGCUCCCCUCCGAGGGACAGCAUCGAGGCCUCCCGGAGGGUGUCCGCACCGAGAGGCAUUCCUCCGCCACCAGUGUCAGGGACCUCUUCGCGACGAGGGAGCGAACUGUCACAGACCUAUUCCAUCCGGCAAGCGGACGGCUUACCGCGGCCCCCUUCUCCGCAACGGAAGAGCGAAGAUACUCGGAGCACUCCAUCUCCCAAAGGGGCGGACGCGUUAACGGGAAACUCGUCCCGUCGAGGGAGCGAACUCUCCCAAACCUUCGCCCCGAGGUAUGUGAGUCCGCUUUGCCAGGACCCGCCGGUGCUGUACGUCGACCCCGCUCAACGUGGGAGGACCCCAGCCCGGACCGUCUCACCGCAAGCGUUGACAGAUUAUCGCGGUGGACGGUGUUCCCUCAAAACUGGGCAGUUCAACAUGACCGCCAGCCAGAUGCUCCUCGCCAUGCAGCAAGGGCUGAAUUCGCAGCGGGAGGAGCUGUACCCAAGGUCUCGCCCCUUGUCCGAAAUGGACACCUUUCCAGGGAGGUCCCAAAUGGAGAGCAAAUACGUUCCUAGCUGCUUUGUCCCAGAUGAGACCUUUCCGUCGACGAGUAAAUAUUUAGCAAGGCCGAUCAUCUUAAGCCCGAAGGAUGAAGCGACCCAAACGCCGCUUCCGAGGAGAGAGUCCAUACAGUCAUCCCGGAUGCCUUUCCAACUAGGGAACGAAUCGGGGCAACGGGAUUCCUCCCAGCCUCCGAGGAAGCUCAUCCGGAAACAUGUGGUCAACCCCAAGGACAUAUGGACCCAAACGGAGCCUUAUCCCUUCUCCAUUUCCCCCAAGUGUGACCGGUCGCAGGUGGAGGUGUGGACAAUGACGGAUACCAGGCCAGGACUGUCCCCGGUGCCCACCGUAUUCCCCGAAUCGGAGCCCAAACCAAGCUAUAGACCCCUUUCCCAACAGGAAAGCCAAGCCAAUUAUCUCUGUUACCUCCAUCGAGAGAUAGAAGCUGCCCAGAAGCGAAUCCAUGAGCUGAGAUCUCAGAGCCUUGCCUCUGCAGACAUCGAGCGGAGAAGGAGUUCUCUCCAAACCAGGCCCGAACCCAGCCCAACAGUAGCCAGGGCCGAACCAGGCCCAUUGGUAACCAGGCCUGAACCAGGCCCAAUGGUAACCAGGCCCGAACCAGGCCCAACAUUAACCAGGCCUAGACUAGGCUCAAUGGUAACCAGGACCGAACCAGGCCCAGCAGUAACCAGGUCCGAGCCAGGCAGAACAGUAAGACGUCUGGUUUAUCAUCCGGAAAGUGAAUCGGAAUAUCGGUGCAAGCUCCACCAAGAGAUGGAGGCCCGUAACCGUUUGUCUCCAGACAUGUUCCAAGAGAUUACUCUUUUCCCGGAUGCUGGCGAAAAAAGGAGCUCCCUCCAAACGGAACCCAAAGAGGACCCAAAGCGGCCCGCUCUGCCGGAGAUACAGGCCCACCAGAUAUCUUAUAACCAAUUCCCAACGUCACACCGAGGCUCCUUGUUGAAAGAGGCCGAGCGGCGGAGGACACUUUCGACCGUCCUUGAAUCGUCCCACCAAGUUGCCCUCCGAUCCGAGUCGCCGCCAAAUAUCCACCAACGCUGCUUCCAGACAGAACGGCGGCCCUCCAGUCUUUCUGAAAGCGAGGCAGGAUACCGAUGCCUCCUUCACGAAGAGUUGGAGGCCGAGCACCGGCGUUUGUUCGGCCACGAGGCCAGAGAGAGGUCACGGGAGCCGUCUUGGACAGCCGGCAUGAACACGGCGACCCAAACGGAGCCUUAUCGAGAGUCCAGGACAACACGCCAGACCAAGACCCCGAGUCCGAGACCGUUGCAAUAUCCGGAGACUGCCGUGGGUGGUGAGUCGUUGCCGCCAAGAGGGUUGGCGAAGUUCGGGCCUCACUCAACUUGGUGGCCGUUACUCCAAGAAGAUCUCAGUUCACCAUGGACAUCACCGAGACAGGGGUUGACGGAGCAAUGGAAGGACCGAAGCAGGAGUCUACCCACUCCAGAUUGGAUGGAGAGGAACGAGAGUCCACCCACAUCGGGGUGGACCGAUAGGAGCCGCAGUUUGCCGGCGGCGGACUGGGUGGAGAGGAGCACGCCAGACUGGACGGAGAGGCUGUCCUGCUCGUUGUCGCCGGACGUCAUGGAGGACACCUUGGCCUCGCCGGCGGAAUCCGAGGUCGCCCUGGACGAUCCGCUCGGAUCAAGGGACAACCUGUCUCCGCCAUCGCCUCCCCUUGAGUGCCCGUUCAUCCGGGAUCACAGGAAGCAGAGGUCCGAGUGCGAGGGUCCCAGUCACGAAGCUGACAAGCUGCUCAAGCCGUUGAAGGGGAAGCCCGACAGGUUCAGUGCUUUCUUCGUGGAUGUCUCCGACUCGAUGAACACAGACAUCCUGUGGUGGCUGAAAGGUGGGUACGUUUUGGAGGCCAGGGCUGGGCGGCUUUUGGAGCUUCCUCCAGCCCUCGGGUUCUCAUUUUUGGUGCCUCUUCUUCCAACCGGAUCUCUCUCUUGCUCUCCUCGUUCUUCUGGCUGCGUCCUGGAUCCGGUGGUCGGUUCGGUUGGAAACGGACCAUUCCCGGCAACUUGCAGAUGAAGAAGUGAGUCUGGAAGCAGCGCCAAUCUUUCCCGGCAUUUUUUAUUUCAUUUGGAGAGAUUGAUGGGCCUUUCCUUCUUUCUUCCGCCUCCCUUUCUUUCCUCCUUCCUGCCUCUUUCCUUCUGUCUCUCUUUCACUCCUAUUUCCUUCCUUUUCUCCUUCCUUCUCUCUUUCCUUCCUUUUUACUUCUUUCUCUCCUUCCUUGCUCUUACAUUCCCUCUCUCCUUCUCUCUUCUUAAUUCCUUCUCUCCUUCCUAUUUCCUUUCUUUUCUCCUUCCUUUCUCUUUCUCUCCUUCUCUUCUUCUUCUUUCCUUCCUUCCUUCCGCUUUACUUCUUGCUCUCCUUCCUUGCUCUUACUUUCCAUCUCUCCUUUUGUCCUUCUCUCCUUCCUCUUAUCUUUUCUUCCUUCUCUUCUUCCUUUCACUUUCCCUUCCUUCUUCCUUUCCCUUUUUUCUCCUUCCUUUCUUCUCUCCGUUCUUUCUCUUUCCCUCCCUCUUUCCUUCUCUCCUUCCUUUCUUUUUUCCUUCUCUUCUUCCUCUUUCCUUUCUUUUCUCCUUCCUUCCUCUUUAUUUCUUUCUCUCCUUCCUUGCUCUUACCUUCUUUCCUUUUAUCUUUCUCUCUUCCCUCUC
Molecule: messenger RNA, 3652 nt
Organism: Anolis carolinensis (green anole)
Lineage: Eukaryota; Metazoa; Chordata; Lepidosauria; Squamata; Anolidae
Exons: 2
Coding region: 144-3023 (959 amino acids)
Source: RefSeq, a predicted model, not a curated record